Gigantopelta aegis is the source of this 1661-nucleotide messenger RNA. RefSeq names its product ribosome production factor 2 homolog. Gene Ontology annotation, cellular component: nucleolus. Bases 90 to 1013 code for a protein of 307 amino acids. The record is from RefSeq and is a predicted model, not a curated record. Gene Ontology annotation, biological process: ribosomal large subunit assembly; maturation of LSU-rRNA from tricistronic rRNA transcript (SSU-rRNA, 5.8S rRNA, LSU-rRNA). NCBI's taxonomy places the organism in Eukaryota, Metazoa, Mollusca, Gastropoda, Neomphalida, Peltospiridae. Gene Ontology annotation, molecular function: rRNA binding. The transcript is spliced from 10 exons.
ACCACUCUAUUGUAAUAAACAACACUACACGUGUGAUUAACAUUAUUUUCUUCAAUUCUUGUACAUUUUUCAUCUAUUUAUUUGUUACAAUGGCUCUUCAAAGAAUUGUGAAAGCUAAAACUCAAAAGGGUAAAAGAAUUCUGGAGCAGAAGGAAAGCAAAAUUUAUGAAAAUGUUAAAACAGCCAUGUUUAUUAAGGGAGGUAACACCAGUCUUGCAGUCACACAAGUGUUGAAAGAACUGCACAUGUUGAAAAAACCUCAUGCAGUGAUGUUUAAAAAGAAAAAUAUAACCAGACCAUUUGAAGACCACACAUCUUUAGAAUUUUUCUCCGAGAGAUGUGAUUCAUCUUUAUUUUUAUUCGGCUGCCAUUCCAAGAAAAGACCAAACAAUUUAAUACUGGGCCGCAUGUUUGACUAUCAUCUUCUUGAUAUGGUGGAACUAGGAAUUGACAGUUUCAAGUCUUUAUUUGCAUUUGAGGGUGUAAAAUGUUCACUGGGAGUGAAACCUUGUUUGAUAUUUUCUGGUGAAGCCUUUGAGAACGACAUAGAAUAUGCUCGUUUGAAAAACAUGUUCAUAGAUUUUUUCCGAGGACCGGUGGUUACAAAUGUUCGGUUAGCUGGAGUUGAACAUGUGAUCAGUAUCACUACAGCAGAUGGGAAAAUCUACAUCAGAAAUUACAGGAUCUUGCUGAAGAAGUCCGGAAGCCGGACCCCGAGGGUGGAGCUGGAAGAGAUGGGUCCGUCUCUGAACCUGGCGGUCCGGCGGGUCCAUUUGGCUAGCGAUGACCUCUACAAGAAAGCCCUCAGAGUGCCCAUCACAGCAAAGCCUAAGAAGAGGAAGAACAUCUCCCGGGACGCGUUUGGCACGAAACUUGGCAGGAUUCACAUGGAGAAACAGGAUCUCGACAAACUGCAGACGCGUAAAUUGAAAGGACUGAAAAAACGAAAAUCAGAACAGCGGGCUAAUGCGUCGAGAGCCAAGAAAACAAAAACCGUAUCAGAGGAGAGCUGAUGACAUUCACUAAACUCUGUGGAUCCAGCUGAUGAGGAAUUUCAUUGCUAAUAUCAGACUGAGCAGUUUUGUGGUACAUCUUGGUGAAAUUUCAUUUUUGGACUUCAUGCCAUUAUCUAAACCCAAAAUAUGGUUAUGCUGCAGAUGUUUGUUUGGGGACUGCCAUGAUAAAAAAAAAAAAAAAACCAGUUGAAAGAUAUUUUCUCAAAGAAUGUGGCUCCGGCUCAAGAUGAAUAUUGGUAUCAUAGCUAGUCGGUUGUGGUGGAAUUUGAUAUUUGGAUGUCCAGGACUUGAUAUCAUAUUCUGUCCUGAUCUGUCCUGAACCUUCCCUUAUUUUAGUUAUACACAACAUGAUAUGUAACGUAAGAUGUAAAUGUGUGCCAUUUACGAACACACAAUGAAAUGAUUUUCACAUCAGAUAAAGAUACGCAUUCAUUUUAAUGUGGUACACACAGCAGUUGAUUAAAUUCAUGUAUAUUUCAUUUUACUGUUAUCUGUUUUAUACUCUUCAUAAGAUUGACAGAAUGUUGAAUGCAUUCAUCUGACAAUGUAAUUUACCUUUUAAAAGCAUUAGGAGAAUUUCACAUUAUUUGUAGUAAGAUUACCAUUUGAUAUUAAAUAAAAUAAAGUUUGUUUUGUGUGACGACC